Molecule: messenger RNA, 1241 nt
Organism: Spea bombifrons (plains spadefoot toad)
Lineage: Eukaryota; Metazoa; Chordata; Amphibia; Anura; Pelobatidae
Gene: R3HDML
Product: R3H domain containing like
Exons: 6
Coding region: 111-872 (253 amino acids)
Source: RefSeq, a predicted model, not a curated record
CAGGUUGCUUGUUAAGAUCAGAUCCUUAGUCUGCAGCCGCUCAGCUGGUUACGUUCCUCUGAUUCGGAGAAGCCAUUCAUAUCUUGAGAGCUGAUCAGCCUGCAGAGACGAUGACCCUGUUGACCAUCCAUCCGUACGUCACCGGUCUGCUCGUGUGGAUUAUACAGUUAUCCGGUUCGUUGGUUCCAGCUGAAGCUACUGAUCUCCGAUAUCCUUCCAACAGCUCCGACCCCGAUCUCAUGCUCGAUGUCGGGAUCCCCAGGCACAGGAGAAAACGUUACAUUUCUGCCAGAGACUUGAGUGCCUUGUUGGACUACCAUAACCAAGUGAGGUCAAAAGUGACCCCUCCAGCUGCUAAUAUGGAAUACAUGGUUUGGGAUGAAAAGCUGGCGAAGUCUGCAGAAUCCUGGGCUAAGCAGUGUAAAUGGGAUCACGGUCCCAGCCAGCUCAUGCGCUUCAUAGGACAGAAUCUCUCCAUUCACUCUGGAAGGUAUCGGUCAGUGGUAGACCUUGUGAAGGCAUGGUACGACGAGAGACAGCACUACUCUUUCCCGUACCCACAAGAGUGCAACCCCAGCUGUCCGAGCAAAUGCAGCGGCUCGGUCUGCAGCCACUACACCCAGAUGGUGUGGGCAUCAUCAAACAGAAUUGGCUGUGCCAUUAACACAUGCACCAAUAUCAAUGUUUGGGGCAGCACGUGGAGACGAGCAGUAUUACUCGUGUGCAAUUACUCAAUAAAGGGUAACUGGAUAGGUGAAGCUCCGUACAAACUGGGAAGGCCCUGUUCAGCUUGUCCACCGACCUACGGAGGCGUCUGCAGCAAAAACAUGUGUUACUCCGGAGUAAAGUCUAAUAAACUAAGCUGGUUUUAAAAUAUUUAAUGGGGCACAACCGGAGCAGAUGUUUUAGCAAAAGGUAAAGCUCUGGAUGUUUAUUUGCGAGUUUGGUACGAGUGAUGGAAGUUGACGUUGGAAGGUAGAUAUUUAUCUUAAAAUUAUUUCACCACCACUAUGAUUUUUUUUGGUUUCGGUAGACGCCGCUGCCUUGGCAUGUACAGCCUUUCCGUACCAAAAUAAAAAUGGCGGGGUGGGUAAUUUUUGUAGACCCAAGGUGCUACUCUUGACUCUUCUUGGCCAAACUGUGGGAACUUCCUAGGGUAGAAUACUUGGAGCUCUUCCUCUGCUGGGGUAGUGACUUUGUGAGGGGCGGGGAUUGUUAGAUGUAGAGGCGGGGCUAGUCAU